UGUUUGAUCCUGACUUCUAUGAUCCUCCCCUCUUCCAGUGUCCCCAUCUUAUCUCCUGAUAAGACAUAUCGUGUGGAUUCACUCUGUACAUGCUCAAUUUGGUGUGUAUUGCUAGAGAGAGUGCAUGUGAUCAGCACAGGGCCAAUCAGCACUGUCCAGACAGAGUUCAGGGGUUCUGCAUCCUCCUAGAGUAAAAUGAAAACUCCUUCUACAAGCUUUAACAUGUGCUAGACUGAACACUGAUAGAAGUCACAAGACUGCUCUAACUGCUGAUGAAAAAAUGUGUUUAGCAAUUUAUAUUUACUAA
Molecule: messenger RNA, 307 nt
Organism: Staurois parvus
Lineage: Eukaryota; Metazoa; Chordata; Amphibia; Anura; Ranidae
Source: the annotation of a GenBank genome assembly